Molecule: messenger RNA, 1529 nt
Organism: Centropristis striata (black sea bass)
Lineage: Eukaryota; Metazoa; Chordata; Actinopteri; Perciformes; Serranidae
Gene: dlx3b
Product: distal-less homeobox 3b
Exons: 3
Coding region: 129-971 (280 amino acids)
Biological process (GO): embryo development; epithelial cell differentiation; regulation of transcription by RNA polymerase II
Molecular function (GO): DNA-binding transcription factor activity, RNA polymerase II-specific; RNA polymerase II cis-regulatory region sequence-specific DNA binding
Source: RefSeq, a predicted model, not a curated record
AGCUCUCCGAAGGCGCGCACACACCACUUCUUUUAUUGCGAUUUUUCUUGCUUUGCCCACUCCAAAACAACAACAAGAAGAAUCCACAAGUGGACUUUUUGUUUACUCAGGAGGGGGCUGCUUCCACAAUGAGCGCCGGACAGACGUAUGAGAAGAAAAUCGCGAGUAUUUUGACCGAUCUGCCAGGAUCUAUGAGUUGCCACCCGAGCUCCAAGGACUCUCCUACUCUGCCCGAGUCUUCUGUGACGGACAUGGGCUACUACAGCGGGCAGACUGGACCGAGCCAUCACGAAUAUUAUCAGAGUCAAGCGUACGGACAGCCCAUGAACUCUUACCACCAUCAGUUUAAUCUGAACGGAAUGGGAGCCGCUGGAGCGUACGCCACCAAAUCUGAAUACCCCUACACGAAUAGCUACAGACAGUUCGGACAUUACAACAGAGAUCACCUGCAGGCCUCACCUCCGAGCUCAGUGAAAGAAGAGCCAGAGCCUGAGGUCCGCAUGGUGAAUGGAAAACCGAAAAAGAUCCGCAAGCCGAGGACGAUCUACUCCAGCUACCAGCUCGCUGCUCUGCAGAGGCGCUUCCAGAAGGCGCAGUACCUCGCGCUGCCGGAGAGAGCGGAGCUCGCGGCUCAGCUGGGCCUCACUCAGACACAGGUCAAGAUCUGGUUCCAGAACAGGAGAUCCAAGUUCAAGAAACUGUACAAAAACGGCGAGGUUCCCCUGGAGCACAGUCCCAACGCCAGCGACUCCAUGGCCUGCAACUCCCCGCCCUCCCCCGCAGUGUGGGAGAACAGCACCCCUCAGAACACCCCGAUCAGCAGACCUCAGGUCCCGCAGCCGACGCACAGCUCAUCGCCGCCAUACCUGGAGGAUUAUAACAACCACUGGUACCAGCAGGGAUCACACCUACAGCACCCGGGCACCGUGCACCACCCAGUCCCGCAGCAAAGCGUGGGAGCUGUUUAUUAACUAAAGACUCAAGAGACGUGGUCUCUCCAUAAUGACUCUGCAGAGCAAGGACUGGACCGGGAGCAGGCCUCGAGUGAAACAUUAUUUUUGGAUGUUUCAGAACUGGGGUUUCCAUUCACAAAGCACAUGAGGGAUUUCUGAUCACUUGUGGCAGCAUAUUUAACGGACAUCUGGCGUGGUUUUUUAAAUUAUUUAUCGCUUCUGUUGUAUUUCUUUCACUCCCUUUUUUGUAAAUGAAUAUGCAAUCAUUAUUGUUUUUUUUGUUUUUUUUUACAAAUAGUCUAACCACAAACAGAAUAUUGACAAAAACUGUGCAGUUGAUCCAUGCUGCAUUCAAAUCCUGCAUGUGGGCGUCAGAGAAAAGAGAACUCAGGUCAUAUUUAUAUGGAUUUGUAUAAAAACGUCGAAGGCUGUAAAUAUGUGUUUAUAUGCAGAACCACUAUGAUGAUAUUUGUUUGAAACGGAACGACUGCACUGUGGUGCUUCCAGAACCAUCCGCAUAUCCAUGUAAUUAGUCCACUUGUUGCCUUCUUGUCAAUUGAAUAAAGGUGUUAAUUG